ACAGGGCGUUUUCCACAGCAAAGAGCUACGAUUGGCUCACUAUUUAAAAUAAAUGUGUGUGGUUAGUGAAUUUUCUUGCCAAUCAUACAAGAAGGACUCGUGAGCAACACACAUGGAAGGUAAAAGACGGAAUGGUGGCACCUUGAUGGGCGGAGCGUCCCAAGCUAAGCGGGGUAAACAGACCGGGGAUUGGGACGAUGGCCCGUCGGGGUUUGAGGAAGAACUGGCUCAUUUCGAAGAAGCCGAGAUGGAAGCAGAGGAGAGGGAGGGGCAGGCAGGCCACGAUGUCAUCCCCGUAGGUGAUCUGUUCUCUGCGGACCUCAACCCUCGCUGGCGCCGACCUAAUGCCGCUAGUUUGGACCCCAACUUUGAAAAACUAAUCUUCCAGCAGAUUGACCUAGACUACUACCUAGGCCCUGCCGUGGCUGGCAUGCCGGGCCAGGCGCACAGCACUGUCCCCAUCAUACGCAUGUUUGGAGUGACGGACCAGGGACACAGUGUUUGCUGUCAUAUCCAUGGCUUUGCCCCCUACUUCUACACACCUGCACCCCCUGGGUUUACCAACAUACACUUAGGUGAAUUCAAAAGGGAACUCAACUCAGCUGUGCUGAAAGACAUGCGCUCCAACAAGGACAACAUAUCUGUCACAGUGCUGGCAGUGGACAUCACAAGCAAAGAAAGCAUGUAUAGUUACCAUGGAAACAAGCCUGGGGACUUCCUGCGCAUCACCAUGGCGAUGCCCCGCCUGAUUGCCCCAGCAAAGAGACUCCUGGAGCAGGGGUUUAAGUUUGGCCCUUUUUCCACCCAGAGCUACCCUUCCUACGAGGCCAACAUUGACUUUGAGAUCAGGUUUAUGGUGGACUGUGAUGUAGUAGGCUGCUGCUGGAUCGAGCUCCCUGCUGGAAAAUACCGCCUGAGAGAAGAGAGGAGGGAGGGGGAGACAGACUCUGCCUACCCAGGCAAGGUGUCUCUGAGUCAGUACGAGGUGGAUGUGGGCUGGUCAGACCUGGUCGCCCACCCUGCCGAGGGGGACUGGCAGAGCAUUGCUCCACUCAGGGUUCUCAGUUUUGACAUUGAGUGUGCUGGAAGGAAAGGCAUCUUCCCCGAGGCAGACAAGGACCCUGUCAUCCAGAUCGCCUCCAUGGUGCAGCGGCAGGGAGAGCUGGAGCCCUUCAUCCGCACAGUGUUCACCCUGCAGGCCUGCGCCAGCAUCGUAGGCUCCCAGAUCCUGUGUUUCACACAGGAGAAGCAGUUACUGCAGAGCUGGGCAGAGUUUGUGAGGACAGUCGACCCAGACAUCAUCACUGGCUACAACAUCCAGAACUUUGACUUUCCCUACCUGCUCAACAGAGCAGCAGCUCUGAAGGUCCAUUUGUUUCCAUACUUGGGCCGAGUUCGAGGCAUCAAGUCGGUCCUGAAGGAGUCGAGCUUCCAGAGCAAACAGAUGGGCCGCAGGGAGAACAAGACCAUGAACAUGGAGGGAAGGGUGCAGUUUGACCUGCUGCAGGUGCUACUGAGAGACUACAAGCUGCGCUCGUACACACUGAACUCUGUCAGCUUCCACUUCCUGCAGGAGCAGAAGGAGGAUGUGCAGCAUUCUAUCAUCACUGACCUGCAGAAUGGUAAUGAGCAGACACGGAGGCGCCUGGCGGUAUACUGUCUGAAGGAUGCCUACCUGCCCCUGCGGCUGCUGCAGAAGCUCAUGUGUGUCAUCAACUACAUGGAGAUGGCCCGGGUCACAGGUGUGCCCCUCACCUACCUGCUCUCCAGGGGCCAGCAGAUCAAAGUGGUGUCUCAGCUCCUGCGGCAGGCCAUGAGACAGGGGCUGGUCAUGCCUGUGGUGAAGACGGAGGGAGGGGAGGACUACACUGGAGCCACUGUCAUCGAGCCAGAGAAAGGGUACUACAGUGUUCCCAUUGCUACUCUGGACUUCUCAUCCUUGUACCCGUCAAUCAUGAUGGCCCAUAACCUGUGCUACACAACCUUGCUUCAGAAGGGCACUGCAGAGAAACUGGGUCUUUCAGCAGAGGACUUCAUAAAGACUCCCACAGGUGACCUGUUCGUCAAGAGCUCUGUGAGGAAGGGACUUCUGCCUGAAAUUCUGGAGAACCUGCUAUCUGCCAGGAAGAGAGCCAAGGCUGAGCUGAAGAAAGAGACAGAUCCUUUUAAGCAGCAGGUGUUGGACGGACGCCAGCUGGCUCUCAAGAUCAGCGCCAACUCUGUGUACGGCUUCACUGGGGCUCAGGUGGGCAAGCUGCCCUGCCUGGAGAUCUCUCAGAGUGUCACCGGUUUUGGCAGGCAGAUGAUUGAGAAAACCAAACAGCUGGUGGAGUCUAAGUACACCAUCUCCAAUGGUUACCAGGCUGAUGCCAAGGUGAUCUACGGGGACACAGACUCUGUGAUGGUGAAGUUGGGGGUGCCGACCGUGCGAGACGCCAUGGAGCUGGGCAGGGAGGCAGCACACUGGGUCUCCUCCCACUUCACUCCUCCCAUCAAGCUGGAGUUUGAAAAGGUUUACUACCCAUAUCUGCUGAUCAACAAGAAACGCUACGCUGGCCUCUACUUCUCCUCCAGCUCUGACACGCACGACAAGAUGGACUGCAAGGGCAUUGAGACAGUGCGUCGAGACAACUGUCCUCUAGUGGCAAACCUCAUCAACACAUGCCUGCAGAACAUCCUCAUAGACAGGGACCCCCAGGGUGCUGUUGCCCACGCCAAAGAGAUCAUCUCAGACCUGCUGUGUAACCGCAUCGACAUCAGCCAGCUGGUCAUCACCAAGGAGCUGACACGAACGGCCCAGGAAUACACUGCCAAGCAGGCUCAUGUGGAGCUGGCUGAGAGAAUGAGGAAGAGAGACGCUGGCAGCGCCCCCAACCUAGGAGACAGAGUUCCCUACGUCAUCAUCAAAGCUGCCAAAGGAGUGGCGGCCUACAUGAAGUCUGAGGACCCCAUCUAUGUGCUGGAGAACAACAUUCCUAUCGACUCCCAGUACUAUCUGGAGCAGCAGCUGUCCAAGCCGCUGCUCCGCAUCUUUGAGCCGAUCCUGGGAGAGAGCAAGGCUGAGAGCGUCCUGCUCAAGGGAGACCACACCCGCUGCAAGACUGUGCUGACCUCUAGGGUGGGUGGGCUCAUGGCGUUCGCUCAGAAGCGGAGCACCUGUAUUGGCUGCAGAGCCGUGCUCAAGACGGACGUGGCCGUGUGUGACUUCUGUAAGAGGAAGGAGUCAGAGUUGUACCAGAAAGAGAUUUGUCACCUGAGCACCCUGGAGGAGCGCUUCUCUCGUCUGUGGACUCAGUGCCAGCGCUGCCAAGGGUCCCUCCAUGAGGAUGUGCUCUGCACCAGUCGAGACUGUCCCAUCUUCUACAUGAGGAAGAAGGUGCAGAAAGACCUUGAUGACCAGGAGAAGCUGGUUUCUCGGUUUGGUUGGUGAAACAUGAAGGACGACGGUGCUCCACACUCGCCCUGCUAGACUGUCUCCAUGAGGCAGUUCUGCACAUGUAUGAACACGUCUCACAUUAGUGUUUUGGAAACAUAAAUGAAUAAUAAAUGGUAACUUUUUGUACAGAACUUGAAAUAAGAAUGAAGUAAAUCAGCGUCUGAUCUUUUUUUAAAGGACGUCGACUCUCCUUCAUAUACUAGAGUCCCUAAAUAUAGAACCCUGUGCCUCCAAUGACUGCCACCCAGGAGGUGGAACUGGAUGAAUGCACCUUGUGACAGUUACAAAGUUCAGCCAUCUGUACAGGACUAGUUCAGGCUGUAAACGUGCUGCAUGCUAGUCCUGUCCUAACCCCAGCAGGUACACCUGCUGCAUGCUAGUCCUGUCCUAACCCCAGCAGGUACACCUGCUGCAUGCUCUCUCAGCCUGUUGUAGGAUACAGCAAAGAAAUGAACAGAUUUAAUCUGAAGUGCUGGUCUCACAGUGAUCUUUACUAAAAUGUUUCCAAAUCCCCAAGGCAGGUUGAGGAUACCAUGACAAACAUGGAGAUGCUCACAGCCUUACAACUGACUGGCCAUUAAAGACUGGAGGCAUGUGGAUCAAAUGUCCUGUAUAAAGAUUCACAGUAACAACUGACAAUAGUUAGGGAUGGAACAUAAAUGGUGACACGCUUGUAUGAAAAUGUUUCAAGAACAUAAUGAGGUUAAGUAGAGAUUGUUGCCAAAACCUGAUUACCUGGUAUUUGCAAGUAAACUAACAAUGCAUACAUGUUAAUGAAACCAUUGUGUUCUUUAAAUGCUAUACUGUGUUAGUCUAAGUUGUACCAUGUAUUUUCUUGGUACACACCUUAAUAUAUGAAUAUUCCUAGUAAUGUAAUACUGUUGCCUUAUGAAAGAAAACAAUACACUACAACCUGUGUUCAUUGUACAACUGUCGAAAACCAAAUGGAACAAGUAAUGACAUGGACAGACAGCCAAUGAUUAACAUUGGUAAGUAAUGUGACCAAUAAGCUUUCAGAACAGGAAUCUGAUGGGGCGUAUGUACACCCUUCCUGUCAGACAAGGGCUUGGAUCUCUGAUGGGAUUACAGGAAGUGCAGAGUGAGGG
Molecule: messenger RNA, 4542 nt
Organism: Osmerus eperlanus (European smelt)
Lineage: Eukaryota; Metazoa; Chordata; Actinopteri; Osmeriformes; Osmeridae
Gene: pold1
Product: polymerase (DNA directed), delta 1, catalytic subunit
Exons: 27
Coding region: 113-3430 (1105 amino acids)
Biological process (GO): base-excision repair, gap-filling; DNA-templated DNA replication; DNA replication proofreading
Cellular component (GO): delta DNA polymerase complex
Molecular function (GO): 3'-5'-DNA exonuclease activity; DNA-directed DNA polymerase activity; DNA binding
Source: RefSeq, a predicted model, not a curated record